AGUACUUUUUUUUUUAGAUAGAAUGUCAAGGGAGCGUGUUGGAGCACGUGGUUGGGAAUUUCUUUUCAGUGCCGCGGGAAAUUCCCAAGUCAGACAAACAGCGCUAUAAAAUAGGACAGCGGAGCCAAGAAAUCUGUUAGCUGACUGCUUUCUCUGAUCAGAAGUGAACUUCAUACCCAGCACCUUGUUUUCAGUGGACGCUGCAAAAUGGCCAGUGGAAGACCCUACCUGUACGGUGCACUGACUCUCGCAGUCCUGAUCGCAACUGGAUCUACUUUCAGUUUGAAGCUGCAGCCAAAGUCCAAGCUGUGGACCCGGAUAGGAGAGAAGCUAGUGCUGAGCUGCGAAAGCAUAGACUGUCCCUCUCCUACUUUCAGCUGGAGAACCGUUACCGAUAACCCUCUUGGGGGAACGGUCAACAGCCAGGGCUCAGUGUCUACCCUCACCUUCUCCCCGGUGACUCGGCAGAACGAGAACACAUAUAUCUGCUCUGUAACGUACAAGGGCGAGACACAGCAGAGACGCGUGCAAGUGAACGUUUAUUCUUUUCCAGAUGAACCAGUCCUGGAGACAGUCGGUCCACUGGAAGUCGGCAAGAAUGGCACCUUGAGAUGUACCGUUCCUGAUGUUUAUCCGGUUAGCUUGGAAGUAGAAUUGCUGAAAGGAGAGACAAGUUUAAAUAAACAGAAUUUUUUCCGGACGCCAAAAGUGACCAUCAGCAGUCAACUAGUGCCUGAAGUAGGGGACUCGGGGAAAGAGGUCACUUGCCGUGCUCGGUUCCUCAUUAACGACAUACAAGACAAGUCUUUGGAGGGGAAAUUAACGUUACAAGUUCUGUAUGCUCCCAGAAUGACAAACAUUUCUGUAACACCAUCUCACACCGUGAGGGAAGGUCAGGAUGUGCGGCUGAUCUGUGCUACCGACAGCAGUCCCCCUGCCAGAAUUGUGUGGAGCAAAGCAUCAGCCGAUGGCUGGUCAGUGAUUGCUGAGGAGAAGCUAUCUCUUCAGUUGCCAGCAGCUCAGGUUGCAGAUACUGGAAUGUACCGCUGUGAAGCCAGCAAUAAGCUUGGCGGGGAGGCCAGAGAGCUGGAGAUUCACAUUCAGGGUGCCCCCAGAGACACCCGUCUGUCUGUCACUCCCUCUGUUGUGAAGGAAGGAGACUACGUCAGUGUUACCUGCACCAGCCACUCAAACCCGUCUGCUCACAUUGUACUGAGGAAGAAGUCAGAAACUGGACUGACGGUGCUGGACUCGGAGAAUGGAACAUUUACAAUUGAUGCAGCUCAGUUUGGUGAUGCAGGGCAGUAUGAAUGCGAGGCCAGUAAUGAUCUGGGGACAGACAACACAACGGCGGAACUGACUGUUCUAGGUGCCCCCAGAGACACCCGUCUGUCUGUCACUCCCUCUGUUGUGAAGGAAGGAGACUACAUCAGUGUUACCUGCACCAGCCACUCAAACCCGUCUGCUCACAUUGUACUGAGGAAGAAGUCAGAAAGUGGACUGACGGUGCUGGACUCGGAGAAUGGAAUAUUUACAAUUGAUGCAGCUCAGUUUGGUGAUGCAGGGCAGUAUGAAUGCGAGGCCAGUAAUGAUCUGGGGACAGACAACACAAUGGCGGAACUGACUGUUCUAGGUGCCCCCAGAGACACCCGUCUGUCUGUCACUCCCUCUGUUGUGAAGGAAGGAGACUACGUCAGUGUUACCUGCACCAGCCACUCAAACCCGUCUGCUCACAUUGUACUGAGGAAGAAGUCAGAAACUGGACUGACGGUGCUGGACUCGGAGAAUGGAAUAUUUAUAAUUGAUGCAGCUCAGUUUGUUGAUGCAGGGCAGUAUGAAUGCGAGGCCAGUAAUGAUCUGGGGACAGACAACACAAUGGCGGAACUGACUGUUCUAGGUGCCCCCAGAGACACCCGUCUGUCUGUCACUCCCUCUGUUGUGAAGGAAGGAGACUACGUCAGUGUUACCUGCACCAGCCACUCAAACCCGUCUGCUCACAUUGUACUGAGGAAGAAGUCAGAAACUGGACUGACGGUGCUGGACUCGGAAAAUGGAACAUUUACAAUUGAUGCAGCUCAGUUUGGUGAUGCAGGGCAGUAUGAAUGCGAGGCCAGUAAUGAUCUGGGGACAGACAACACAAUGGCGGAACUGACUGUUCUAGGUGCCCCCAGAGACACCCGUCUGUCUGUCACUCCAUCUGUUGUGAAGGAAGGAGACUACGUCAGUGUUACCUGCACCAGCCACUCAAACCCGUCUGCUCACAUUGUACUGAGGAAGAAGUCAGAAACUGGACUGAUGGUGUUGGACUCGAAGAAUGGAAUAUUUAUAAUUGAUGCAGCUCAGUUUGUUGAUGCAGGGCAGUAUGAAUGCGAGGCCAGUAAUGAUAUGGGAAGGCAGAUCCAGAGCACAGAGCUCAUUGUUCAAGUUCUGACUCUUUGGGCACACCCUUCCAUGUUGGUCAGUGAAGGUGAGAAUGUCACCAUUGGCUGCACUGUUCACAGCAAUUCCUCUGCCAAGUUUACCUGGAAGAAAUUAGAGACCAACAGUGAAGUCACACUAUGUUCUACCAGUGAUUAUUUUACAAUCCAUGAAAUAUCUCAAAGUGAUGCUGGACUUUAUGAGGUUGAAGUAAUCAAUGAAUUGGGGAAUCAAACAGGAUUUGUGGAAAUAACAGUUAUGGAAAGAAAACUAGAUGUAAUACCCGUUGAAACGAAUCCCACAGGAAUCCUAGUAACAACCAGUUGUGGGGCACUGGCAUCUACAGGAGUACUGCUUAGUGCUCUGUAUUAUAUCUAUCGCAAAAGCAACCUCAGAGGAUCAUACCAUAUGCCAAGAGAACAGAUCUUGUGAAGAAAUAAAGGACCGGAGGAAUGAACUCACUGUUUAAUCUCCAGUGCUCAACAACUCUACUGUUGGGAGCAGCAUAGUGAACCGGAGAGACAAAUGAAGCAUAAGAGUGUAAUAUGAUUAUGAUUCAACGGCAUUACCAACAGCUGGCAUCCAGAGAAUGGAAGGCGAAGGACACUUGAAUUUGAGACACUUUAUUGUAGAUAGUCCUUAGAAUUUAUUGAGUAUCUUGGAGUGAAUAAUUCUGUGAUAUUUAUGGAUCUGUACUGUAUAUUAUGUUGAUGGAAAUGAUGUACAAACAAUUCAUUUUAAAAUAGUCGUUGGCAAUAGCAAAUGGCCUAUGAUGUCUUAUCACCCAUGGAUAUCAGGGCACAUAAUCAGACUUCUAGCACUCAAUAUUGAAGCUGAUAUGGUUUUCCACCUGCAGUAGACCUUGUAUUAUUAUUAAAUGGAUAAACCAGGUGAAACAGUGUUGAUCUCCAGUUUAUAAAAAAAUAAUUAAAAUAAUUCAACCAUCUGCAGGGUAAUGCUGUAGAUUAUACUGAAUUUUUAUGUUGCAGCAGCACUCCCAGCCAACACAUAUGGGAUUGGUUCUACAAUUAGUUCCAAGUGUAUAGAUCCAGGCUGCUAUCCACUGUUGUGAAUCAAGGCAAUGACUGCUGGGUUAGACUAGGGGACUGUGCGCUGGGCUGAGACACCAUAUGUUGGGCUAGAAUCAGUCUCUGAAGCUGGGGCUGGAAAUCUUGCCCAUUAUGACUUGUAUACUGUAACAUAAAUUAAACAAUUUGCAUUACAGUCCGAUUUGGAUAAUUCAAAAUAUUUUUUGUGCAAAAUUUUAAAUUAUCCAGUAAUUUGAACUAAGCAACUUAAUAAAAACAGCAUUUACUUUUGUUCACUCAAAAAAACGAAAUUAAUUUAUAAUUCAAAUUACCUGAAUAAACUUAUUUGCCAAAUGUAUUUUUAUCACAGCUUCUCUAUUUCAUGUGAGUUUCCUUGCAGAAAAGAAUGUGAAGUGGGGGAUAAGAAUUGUCUUGACGCUUGGUGAUUUGAAAGUUUUCACUGGGUCUAUCCUGUACAUCCAUGAAGGAGUCACCAAAUGGAAUUAAUGUUUUGAUUGAUUCUAAAGCUGAUUGAAUAUCUGGAACUAUUAAGUGUAAAUGUUUGACAGAUUAUACUGACUGACAAUUGUGUUUUUAAUAAAUUGAAGAUUUUUUUUUAAAAA
Messenger RNA from Carcharodon carcharias (great white shark), 4069 nucleotides. RefSeq names its product vascular cell adhesion protein 1-like. Lineage: Eukaryota; Metazoa; Chordata; Chondrichthyes; Lamniformes; Lamnidae. Gene Ontology annotation, biological process: cell-cell adhesion. Bases 208 to 2850 code for a protein of 880 amino acids. Gene Ontology annotation, cellular component: membrane; neuron projection. The record is from RefSeq and is a predicted model, not a curated record. The transcript has 11 exons.